This is a messenger RNA of Cuscuta europaea, 3699 nucleotides long. The record is from the annotation of a GenBank genome assembly. Lineage: Eukaryota; Viridiplantae; Streptophyta; Magnoliopsida; Solanales; Convolvulaceae.
UUUAAAUUCUAUAUGUGGGACUCAGAAUUCUAGGAAAUUCAUAGGAAUCCUAGUCGCAGAUGGUGUCGAGAUGAAAGAAAUCAAAAGCAACCCUAGUCGCCACCUUCCCAUUAUUGCCUGAAAGAUCGUAAAACAAGAGUCUUUCCCGGAGUCCUACAGAUCUGAGCAUCAGAUCACCGUGUCGAGUGUGGAGCAUACCUGUCGUCGCGUCCAUCAAUUCCGUCUGCUAUACAUCUAAUCCAGGCUACAACCACUGAUCAUCGUCUCGCUACCGCCGGGGAAAAUUUCCACCACAAACGAAGCCUGUGCGUAUCCCCGUUGCAUCCCGGCGUUCCGAAUCGUGCCAUUUUUGUCUGACUCUCGGUUUCUCACCAGGUUUGGCGUGUCCCUGCAUCACAGCUCUUAAAUAUUUUUGGUCGAUCUCUAGUUUUAAGGAGUAGAUUUAUAAUUCUUUAUUAUUGUAAUUUUUUGUGGGGGUUUGGAAUUUGGAUUAGUUUGAUUCUCCGAAAAGAUAUGUGGUUCUGUCCCUAAAUAUCCUUUUAGUGCCUGCCAAGCAGUUAAAUCUUACGGUGACCAGAAAAUCAAAGCUGGAGUUUUGCCAAUGGAGAAAGCAAAAGAUCCUAGCCUCUUUGUUAAUGAUGGUUCGUUCAUGGAGAGGUUUAAACAGCUUGAGCAAGAGAAGGGUAAUACGGCUAUUGAAUCAAAGGCUUCAAAUGUAAAUUCAAACCUGUCCGGAAGUUCAACUCCCAAGAUUGUUAUUAGUAAAACAAACUUUAUAGUAAAGGGGAAUGAGUCUAGGAAACCCAUCCCUUCUGGUUCCGGUGGAAAACUUGCAUUCAGCCUGAAACAGAAGUCUAAAAUUGUGACACCUCCUGUUAAGCUGGAUGAAGAUGAGGAUGAAGAUGAAAAAGAUGCCGCAAAUCCUUCUGGAGGUGUGGCAGUAAAACGGCCAAAGCUGGAUGAGCCCAUUGUUUCUGUGCAAUCAUCAAAGCAAUCUGUUGUUGGUAAUGAUUAUUUUUUUAAUGAAUACUUGAAUUUUAGCCAAGUAAUCUUAUCCAUUGGGAGGGAUGAAUCGAAUCUGUCUCCAUUAAUAAUGCGCUAAUGGCUUUCCACAACUUUUCAAUUUCUGGAAUUGCGCACCUCAGCCUAACCUUAAACUAUCGUAACUAGAGUAGUAAUAAACUAAUAAGUAAAUCAUCCAAAGAGUGAUUUUUUUGCAAAGGAUUUUUUGGAUUUUUAUAGUUUUGACUCCAAAAAAACCAUUUUUUUAAUAGCAUAAGCUAAUUACUUUAGAUUAAUAUGAGUCUUAAUAACUAAUGCAACUUAAAAGGCCAGUUUUUGAAAAGAGAGUUUCUUGAUUCUUUAUUAUAGUUUUAAUACAGAGAUUGAAACAAGUUGUCGUCUAGAAUUUUUUAGCAGACACUAUAUACUUUUGAUAGAUUAUUACCAUGUUCAAUAAUCAAUACUCAUUCAUUUAGUAUGCAUCAAAAGAAGUCCCUGCCAUAAUGCUGAAAGUGAAAAGUGUUAGUACCUCCGCCCCCAAAUUAUUGCCACUUUGACUGUCCAGGGAGUUUAAGAAAGUGAAUAUUGUGGUCGAGAUUGUUUUAGGAGAGAAAUUUUGUCGUUGUACAAAUAUUGUGAACCAAAUGCUGAUUUGUUUUAAAGGAAAUUAGCAAUAAUUUUGGGACAAAUCCAAAAACAAAGCCCGUUCUUCCCAUUUUCCCAUUGUGUUCGUCCCAAAAUUUUUAUGUAAUACUCCCUCCGCCCCUUCUAACUUUGCCAACUUUCCUUUUUUGGAUGUCCCACUAACUUUGCCACUUUCCAUUUUAAGUAAAGAAUUUGUGGUUCCAAUUCAUUCUCUCUCCUCUGCACAAACCUCAACCACAUAGUUUUUACUUUAUUAUUUCCUGUGCCAGUCAAACUUGUCAAAGUUAUUAGGGAUGGAGGGAGUAUGAUAUAUGGCUUCAUUCGUGUUGUUCAAAAUCACCAAUCCUUUAUGAAUAUAGUAUUUACCAGUCUACCACACUAUUCAACCUCCUUAAUUUGUGUGCCACUUUUCCUUUCCCCAAACAUUAUAGGAUAGAUGAAGUAUUAAGUCAGUCUUUGGUAUCAUAUUGAGAUCAACAGAUUUGGAGGGUUGGUAUAUGAGUAUUUUUAUUGUCGCUUCUAUUACUUGGGUGAUGGUUAUAGGAGAGGGUAAAACAAUUUUGAAUUAUUAGUCUUUUGAAUUUUGUCUGAUGAAUGCAGCUUAUAACUUAAGUCUGACAUCAUUCGUGGGAAAAGAGAUGUCCAAUGAAAGAUUUGGAAAAAAUAAAGUGUGGCACGCUGCUACAAAGUGUAUUUUACACAUACACUUGUUCAUUCAUGCUCAUGGUAAUUAAUCAGUUCUUAAGUAACAUGCAGUAGCAGCACCUCCUCCACCAAGUGAUCCGACAGUGAAGAAAGUUGCAGACAAAUUGGCAAGUUUUGUGGCCAAGAAUGGAAGGCAGUUUGAGAAUGUUACCCGCCAAAAAAAUCCCGGUGACACUCCCUUUAAGUUCUUAUUUGAUGAAAGCUGUCCAGAUUAUAAGUACUAUGAAUAUCGGCUUGGUGAAGAGGAAAAGGCUCUGUCAAAAUACAGAGAUCCUCAAUCUCCUCAAAGUGGUGGCACAAGAUCAUCUACUUCUAAUUCAGGAGGCAGCAGUUCCCGAAGGUCAUAUCAAGAUAAGUCUAAUUAUCAAAUCCCAGCAUCAGCUUUGUAUGAAACAUCAGAUUCUUCCACCAGAAUUUCCGCAGCACCACCAACACCUGGAGAUCCCAUAGCAAUGAUGGAGUAUUACAUGAAGAAGGCCGCCGAUGAAGAGAAAUCGAGGGCUCCAAAGUCAUCAAAAGACGAGAUGCCACCACCCCCUUCCCUACUAGGAUCCACGGCUCCUGGAAAAAAAGGGCAUCACAUGGGAGAUUAUAUACCACCUGAGGAGCUUGCCAAGUUCUUGGCAACAUGCAAUGAUGUGGGCGCACAGAAAGCUGCCAAGGAGCUUGCUGAUCGCUCCAAAAUUCAGGCUGAUAAUAUUGGUCACAAACUUCUAGCUAAAAUGGGAUGGAAGGAAGGUGAAGGUCUGGGAAGUUCUAGAAGCGGGAUUGCAGAUCCGAUUACGGCAGGUGAGGUGAAGUCCAACAACCUUGGUGUUGGUGCUCAUAAUCCUGGGGAAGUCACCCCAGAGGAUGACAUUUAUGAGCAGUACAAGAAGCGGAUGAUGCUCGGCUACCGUCACCGCCCCAAUCCUUUGAACAAUCCUCGGAAGCAAUAUUACUGACUUUUCCUGGAUUGCUCUUAGGGAUUGCCAUGUACCAUCUCGGUAAAUAACUUAUGAGGAGAAAUCCCUUUUGAACUUUGUAUCUCUACAGAUCGAAUCACUUCCUUCCAAAGGAGUGUAUUUAGUGCUGAAAUUUGUACUUUGAUCUCGAUUUCUUUUUUAUUCUUGUUAUUUUCCUGUUUCGUAAAACUGUGUUUGGAUGUUUAUUCGUUCAAACUCUACACAUUUUAAUGUGUAAUCUCCAUAUAAGAUGUUGCAUAUAUCACAAGCCCGCAUCAGGGGCGUAGCUAGGGGGUGGCCAGGCCAUCCCAAAUUUUAAAAAUGUCUAUAUCUUCAUUUUAAUACGUAAAAGGUACGCCUUGCAAGUUGCAACGUUCAUUAUGUUAAAGAUAUUCUUCAUACA